Molecule: messenger RNA, 936 nt
Organism: Elephantulus edwardii (Cape elephant shrew)
Lineage: Eukaryota; Metazoa; Chordata; Mammalia; Macroscelidea; Macroscelididae
Product: olfactory receptor 1013-like
Exons: 1
Coding region: 1-936 (311 amino acids)
Biological process (GO): sensory perception of smell; G protein-coupled receptor signaling pathway
Cellular component (GO): membrane
Molecular function (GO): odorant binding; olfactory receptor activity; G protein-coupled receptor activity
Source: RefSeq, a predicted model, not a curated record
AUGGAAGAGAGGAAUUUCACCAAAGUGAAGGAGUUUAUACUUGUAGGGUUCACAACUGAUUUGAAGGUACAGAAAGGGCUCUUUUUUAUCUUCCUCCUCAUUUAUAUCUUCAGUCUCUUAGGGAAUAUCACCCUGAUUUCUCUGAUCUUUGGUGACUCACGACUCCACACACCCAUGUAUUUCUUCAUUGGAAAUCUAUCCUUUCUGGAUCUCUGGUAUUCUUCUGUCUAUGCUCCCAAGAUUCUAGUGACCUGCAUCUCUGAAGACAAAAGCAUCUCCUUUGCUGGCUGCCUGGCUCAGUUCUUCUUCUCCGCUGGACUGGCAUAUAGUGAGUGCUAUCUGCUCGCGGCCAUGGCUUACGACCGCUAUGUGGCCAUCUCCAACCCUCUGCUCUAUUCCCAGGCCAUGUCCCCAAGGUUAUGUACCUGUCUUGUUGCAGUUUCAUACCUUAGUGGCUUUAUUAACUCAAUCAUCAUCACCAGUGAGACAUUUACCCUGAGCUUCUGUGGCAACAACGUCAUUGAUGACUUCUUCUGUGAUCUUCCCCCGCUGGUGAAACUGGCCUGUGACGUGAAGGAGAGUUACCAGGCGGUGCUGUAUUUCAUACUUGCCUCCAAUGUCAUUACUCCCACUGUCCUGAUCCUCGCCUCGUACCUCUUCAUCAUUGCUGCCAUCUUGAAGAUUCGCUCCGCCCAGGGCCGCCUCAAAGCCUUCUCCACCUGUGGCUCUCACCUGACAGCUGUCACCUUGUACUAUGGCUCCAUUCUGUACAUUUACUCCAGACCAAGCACUAGCUAUGCCCUGGAACGGGAUAAGGUGGUGUCAGUGUUUUAUACUGUAGUAUUUCCAAUGUUGAACCCUUUGAUCUAUAGCUUACGAAAUAAAGAUGUCAAAGAUGCCCUGAAGAAAAUGCUAGGCAGAGUAAAAUUUACUUAA